Penicillium egyptiacum is the source of this 258-nucleotide messenger RNA. Lineage: Eukaryota; Fungi; Ascomycota; Eurotiomycetes; Eurotiales; Aspergillaceae. The record is from the annotation of a GenBank genome assembly.
AUGUACGAGCAUCUCGAAUCACCGAAACCACCAUUGUUUUCCAAGACGCAGAGCAUCAUGCCUGUCUACCUUAUCUCCAGGAUCGCGGAUCCCCUCUUCGCCCUGGCUAUGGGCGUCUCUGCUGCCCUCACCCGCAUCCGCCGUGACCAGCGCGAACAGUACCCCGAGCGUGCAUCAGAAAUCACAUACGGAAGCAUCGUACGAACGAGCGGGCAUCGCUUACAGCGGUGGUGGAACGGAGACUUCCAGGAUGUUUAA